GGUGCGCAUGCGCGGUGCCCUUUGUGUCCCGGUCGGGCGGGCGGCGCGGGGCAGGCCGGGCCGCUCGGAGCGCCGCGCCGCCGCCGGCGGAGAGGGACGCGGGGAAGCCGCCUCCGCCAUGGUGAAGAAGCGGAAAGGCCGCGUCCUCAUCGACUCCGACACCGAGGACAGCGGCAGCGAGGAGAACCUGGACCAGGAGCUCUUGUCAUUGGCCAAACGGAAACGCAGCGACUCGGAGGAAAAGGAACCACCUGCAAGCAAACCUACAGCGUCUUCAGACUCCGAGACAUCGGACAGCGAUGAUGAGUGGACUGUUGGAGGUUCUAAAAACAAAAAAAAGGGAAAGGCGGGUAAGGCAGAGAAGAAAGGAGCCAUGAAGAAACAGAUGAACAAAGCUGCCUCUUCAGGCAGCUCAGACAAAGACAGCUCAGCUGAGAGCUCAGCACCUGAAGAGGGAGAAGUGUCUGACUCAGAAAGCAACAGCUCCUCAUCUAGCUCAGAUUCAGAUUCUUCAUCUGAAGAUGAGGAAUUCCACGAUGGCUACGGAGAAGACCUUAUGGGAGAUGAAGAAGACCGGGCUCGACUGGAGCAAAUGACAGAAAAGGAAAGAGAACAGGAGCUGUUUAAUCGGAUAGAGAAGAGAGAAGUGCUAAAGAGAAGAUUUGAAAUCAAGAAAAAACUGAAAACGGCAAAAAAGAAAGAAAAGAAAGAGAAAAAGAAAAAGCAAGAGGAAGAGCAGGAAAAGAAAAAACUCACACAGAUCCAAGAAUCCCAGGUCACGUCACAUAACAAAGAGCGACGAUCAAAGCGGGAUGAGAAAUUAGACAAGAAAUCUCAGGCAAUGGAGGAACUAAAGGCAGAAAGAGAGAAAAGGAAGAACAGAACAGCUGAAUUGCUUGCAAAAAAACAGCCAUUAAAGACUAGUGAAGUAUACUCUGAUGAUGAAGAGGAGGAGGAGGAUGAUAAGUCUAGUGAGAAAAGUGAUCGCUCAUCCAGAUCCUCAUCCUCGGAUGAAGAGGAAGAGAAAGAAGAAAUUCCUCCUAAAUCUCAGCCAGUGUCUUUGCCCGAAGAACUGAACCGAGUACGGUUAUCGCGGCACAAGCUGGAGCGCUGGUGUCAUAUGCCUUUCUUUGCCAAGACAGUCACUGGUUGCUUUGUCCGUAUUGGCAUUGGAAAUCACAAUAGCAAACCUGUUUAUCGGGUUGCUGAAAUAACUGGUGUGGUAGAGACUGCAAAAGUUUACCAACUUGGUGGUACCCGGACAAAUAAAGGACUGCAGUUGCGGCAUGGCAGUGAUCAGCGUGUGUUUCGUUUGGAGUUUGUCUCAAAUCAGGAAUUUACUGAAAGUGAGUUUAUGAAGUGGAAGGAAGCGAUGUUUUCUGCUGGGAUGCAGCUACCCACAUUAGAUGAGAUAAACAAGAAGGAAGUGUCCAUCAAAGAAGCUCUCAACUACAAGUUUAAUGAUCAGGAUAUUGAGGAGAUUGUGAAAGAGAAGGAAAGGUUCAGAAAAGCCCCUCCAAAUUAUGCUAUGAAGAAAACUCAGCUGUUAAAGGAGAAGGCCAUGGCUGAGGACUUGGGGGACCAAGAUAAGGCCAAACAGAUUCAAGAUCAGCUUAAUGAACUUGAGGAGAGAGCAGAGGCCCUGGAUCGUCAACGAACAAAAAACAUUUCUGCCAUCAGUUACAUCAACCAACGAAAUAGAGAGUGGAAUAUUGUUGAGUCUGAGAAGGCUCUUGUGGCUGAAAGUCACAGCAUGAAAAACCAACAAAUGGACCCCUUUACUAGGCGGCAGUGCAAGCCCACAAUAGUGUCUAAUUCCCGAGAUCCUGCUGUCCAAGCUGCUAUCCUUGCCCAGCUAAAUGCAAAAUAUGGAUCUGGUGUGUUACCAGAUGCUCCAAAGGACAUGAGCAAGGGUCAAGGGAAGGAUAAAGAUGUGAACUCUAAAUCAGCCAGUGACCUCUCAGAAGACCUUUUCAAAGUACAUGACUUCGAUGUAAAGAUUGAUCUUCAGGUUCCCAGUUCUGAAUCAAAGGCACUGGCCAUCACCUCCAAGGCUCCACCAGCAAAAGAUGGUGCUCCUCGGAGAUCACUGAAUUUGGAGGACUACAAAAAGAGGCGGGGGCUUAUUUGAGCAUGCCCACUCUGCUGCUUCUGAUCCUGCAUGCUCCAUGAUGAUGUCCUACCUUUUCUUCUUCCCCUUUCAGUUCUCCCUUCUGGGUUGGAGCAGCAAUGGAGCUGGGAAGAGACUCUUUAAAACUGCCAGUCAUCUGUAACAUAAACCAUUCAACUAUUUACUGUAUAGACCUCCUUUCUUGCCCUUUCUUCCUGCCCCCCUCACAAAUGUGGAUCUGUGCUAUUUGGGGUCUUCCCAUUUCUUUUAGUUUGAGUUCUGUUUUUAUUUUGUUGAUGCAGCUCGUUGGUCCACUCUGUGUUCAGUAUUAGCCUGAGGUGUGGAUUUCCGUAGGGAUCUCUUUUGGUGGUCGCAGAAUCAGCACUUGGUGAUCUCCCCUUACAUACCACCACAGGCACGGUAAAUAAACAUUGGCGCAAGACCUUUGUGGCUGGAAGGUCACCUGCACUUUCUUCUUCUUCCUCCUUCAUCCUAGCUUUGGAGAAGGGAAUCUUCAAAAACUGGCUUAGGUUCAAAGUGUAAAUUUUUUUGGGAGGAUUGUGUGACUUUUUUUCAGGUGUUUUUUUAUCAUUUUUAAGCUGCAGUACUAUUUGUAUCAGUCUGUCACAGUUCUUUACGGCUGUUUUGAAUUUCUACCAGCUGUACUUGAGCAUCUGAAAUUGCAAGAAAGAAACUCAUUAAAUGUGAUUCUUCUUACUAAAACGGCUUGGCUGAUAUAGCUGUUUAACUUCAUGUUCCCUUCUUUAUUUAUGCUCAAUUGAUGAGAGAGGUACACGGCUCUUGAUGUCAGACUUGUCAUCUAUAGCACAUCCGGAGUCUCCAGCUUUACUUAGUGAAGUAGCUCUUUCUGGGAUGCCCCUGGGGUGCUCAUUGGUUGGGCUUUAUUUUUUUUCUCCUAACCUCCAAUAUCACAUAUUUGUUAAGUCAUCAUGUCUUCAUUGGGCUCUAGCUCACAUUUGUUUCUUGCUUUGUGAACCAUUUAACCUGGGCUUCUAUGAAACGAACAUAAAAGAUUAAGAAAUCACUUUGUGUGAAAGGGGAAGGACACAGUAAGGACACCGUAGAAAGGUCAGCAGGUAAUGUGCGAGAGGUAGCUGAUGCGUAUUUUUCUUAUAUGAACUGGUACAAGUGGAGUGCAACACUAGCACAAGAAUUGUAUGGCUUUAUGGAAUAUUUGACUGGACACAAGGUGACAGCUCAAUUAUCACUCAGGUGUUUAAAAAAAAAUUAAAAAAAAUCGAAGUGUAAAUAAGUGACAUUUAACAAAGAGCUUUUCCAAACAAGAUGCAACUGAAUAUAGGGAGCUAAGAACUAAAUUAAAAGAGAAUUAGAAAUCUAAAAGGAUAGAGGCCCUCGUUCAGGUAAUCGUGGAAGCACGUGUUUGUUCCUACUCAGGCCAGUACGUAUAUGCUAACUUAAGCACUGAACUGGAUAGGAAUGUUUCUGGGGGACCCCAAAAAGGGAAAAUGCUGAUGCUCUCUUUGUGUCAGAGCAUUACUAUUUUUCUGAAAUCAUACGCUGGUUAUGUUUAAACCCGUGUGUGAUAUUACCUUCUUGUUGGAUUCUUAAUGAAACUUUAAUCUAGUUCUUAUUUAACUUUCUCUUAUUCCUUUUUAAUGGUAGCUUUAAAGAAACAUCAUGUAAUUGUGUGCAGAUUGAUACUAUGAACUGUGUAUAAAAAGAAAAUCAGCCUAUGAAGCAGCUAUAAUCUACCAUGUAAAGAAAUAAUUAGGGAUGUUUCAGUACUUAUUUACUGAAUAGUCCAUAAUUCUAGGACAAAUGGAUUAUUCUGUAAAUAUGCAAUCAUAGACUGCUUUAUUUGAUGGCCUUUUCUAGCAGCUUCUCUGGAGUUGUUGUAGGCUCUCACAUAUAUGUACUUUUAACUUUUUUAAGAGUGGAUUUAUGGAAUCUACCACAAUAACUUCAUAGGAGACAUCGUAAUUCACUGUGUAGAUAUGCAUUUGAUAUGAUUUUGUUUUUUUCAACAGCUUCAAUGAUGUUAACGAUUUGUAAUAAAAAGAAAAUCAAAACUUCUUUUGCAGUAGCCAGUUUUCAAAAUAAUCACUCUCCAAUGCUUUGCAGAAAUAAUUGCAAAAUCAAGCAACUUAAAACUUGAUUUUCCCAUGGCAGUCCUCAGUGCUCUGGGGUUCAAUGAAAAGUGGUCUCUGAAGGUCAAGUUAACUCAAAUUCAGUAUUUUUAACGUGCUUGCCCUUGACUUACAGGAUUAGCAAGCUUCUACACUCGGUGGUAACGUGAGUAGGCUGUACUGCAGUAAAAAUGUCAAGACCCAUGCAGUGUUGCAAGAAACUUCUAGUGGAGAUGACCAAAAUGGGAGAUGCAGUGAGUUUAGAAUGCAGAACUCAAUGAUGGACAGUGUCCUAUUUAUCUGCAACUAUCAAACUGCCACUUAGCCACUUAAAGUCUCUGGAUUCUGCUGAUAUACUGGGUUGUUUUUUGGUUGGGUUUUUUUUUUUUUUUUUUUUUGGAGAGAGGAAACAGUAAAUUAUCAUGCAAACCUCUUAUAUUGAGAAUACAUCAAGAAAGUACUCUGAAUAGUUACAGAACUGUGUAUGAAAGCUGUAAUCUUUUUUCCUUUAAGUGCAUGUAAAGGUGAGUGACUAUAUCUCCCACUCAUUAGGGAGAGAUUUGUUUGCUCUGUUUCAUUGGUGUCCUAGCAUAUAGUUCAUUACAAUUGUACAGACUUCUAUAAAUAAACUUGGUUUGUUGGUUUAAUAAGGUUGAUUAUGUUUAUCCCUUGAUCUGAAGUGCAAAGAGUUUCCUAUCUGUGGAAGUUUGUUUUUUCAGAAACUUACACUUCAUUUAUCAGUCUAGAAAUCUAAAAAAUAGAAUACUAACACUGUAAAAUAAUUAAUGAAAAAUAAGGCCUUUCUUUUGCAAGAGGGACUGUUGUCUACUGGAUCACUUUCUUCUCUUCUUACCACUAGAAUCAAACGGAGCCUGUUGGAAGGCCAGUUCACUUGCAUCUCUGCUGCAUUUCAUUAAAAACACAAACUUCGCUUGUCUCGUGACUAUAUAGGCUAGUUUUGUAAUGAGAGCUGCUAAAGCAUGCAUCUCCUGAAUGAGACAGAGUGAGACUGUUCUCAGAGCCGUGGCAGACUUGAUUAGCUCCCUUGUUGCACUUGGAACAACAAAAUAGGUUUUCUUCCUUAGGAUUUUUUUUUAAUUAGUGUGCUUCUAAGCAUCUGUGCAAAAUCACAGAUCUUAAUGGAAUCUUAUCCAGUGAUCUUGAGGAUGGGUUGAUAGUUUUCAACUGGCUGUGGGAGAGAGUCAAAGGAAAAAAAAAAUGGGAUGUGCUGGUGCUUCUUGAAGGAAAAGGACUGAACUAGCUAUGAGAAAGUGAGAUUUGGUAACUUAAGGGUUUACAGAAAUACUUCAUUGGUUAUAUGUCCUGGGGGAUAAAAAGAUACAUGGAGGUCAACUUGACUUUUCAUUUUUGGCAUCUUUGUUUUUCUUCCCCAUCGAAACUAGAAGAAACUUAAUCUUGUCCAGACUACUUUAAGCUUUGAAUUUUGGAGUUCUUAAUUGUGGGAAGUAAAUGCUUUAAUACUUCAACUACUGAUAUAAAUGCAGCACGGUAACAGCCUCUUAGAGGGAGAUGUUUAGCAGCCAAAUAAAUGGGUCGUUUCUCUUUUGAUUUUAGCUGGAACACUUAAGCCCUAAGUGGCUCUAUAUCACCACCAUCAGCCGUUCUAGAUGCUAGAUCCCCUCACCCCCCAGUUAGAAGGAAUUUCAUGUGAGCAAUUUCUUUAAUUUGAUAUUAUUUGCAGUUAUCUGGGUCAGCUGAAUUUCCUAGCAGAAGUGAUUGGAACUGAAGAACCCGAGACAGGUAUUUGGUUUAUUGGUAAGUCUCUGUCAGCUUGCUCUGCAUCGAAGAAUGAGGGUUGAUAAAAUCUAUCUGUAAUGUAUGCAAUUUAAUAAUCUGACAAGUGUGGCAGAAUUACACAUUUCAGAUGAGAUUCAUAAGUAAAAAGCAAUGAUAAAUAAUGUACAGCAGAAGUGAGUAAGUGAAUAAGUACGUAAGUCUUUGGGACACUGGACUUAGGAUUGUGUGAUUUGGAGAAAUGGGAAGAACUGGUUAGAAGUGAUCUGGCUUUGCAGCCGAUGUAGACAAGUUCAUGGUACCUUGCUCUACUCUGCCAGUUACAGAAAAGAAAUUCUGAAUAUAUUGACUUAAGAGCAGGGAGAGGGUUGGAUUUCAACAGCUGUGGAAGAUGAUCCAGGAUCAAACGCAAGACUAUAUUCUAUGAUUCUAUCCCAAGGCAGAAGGGCCCCAAAACGAUCAUCUAAACCAAUUCCUGGCUCCACACAGGACCAUCCAAAAUCUGAAAUCCCUCUUGUUUGUGAGUUCAUACUUUGUGAAAAGACUGCUCUUAAAUUUGUUUGCUUCUCUGUGGCUGCAGACAAAUGUGCAAUUGUCAGAUGCCUCGGCUGGGGACAAGAGUCUAUUGGCCUCAAGCACAACAGCGUAAAUGGCAACUGCCUCAUUGCUGGUUUGGAAUUUGUGAUGACAGGUCUGCCAGCAGGUGAAAUUGCUGUGUUAAAACAAUAAUAAUGUCAGCUCCUCAAACUAGAUGCAUGUCUAUCAGUUUUUUAGACCUUUUACUGGAAGCUGUAGUGAAGGAGAAGCUGUUGGGAAGCAGCAGCCUGUACAUGAGCAACUCAGCGGCCCAUGUGUGGAUGCUGCCUGACACAGCAACUUUAGUACAUCCUCAGCUCCUUGUGCAUCACAGGUAUUUCUCAUCUCAUUCGAGCAACAGCUGAUUUCUUCUGAUGUUUGCUGGUAUGACAGCUAGAACAAAAGUGUUACAUCCCAAUUAUGCUUUAGAACACGAUGAAGAAGUAGAUAUUCUCCAAAGAGCAGCCCUGAUGCAGUGACUUCUGGCUGCACUUAGCAUAAACAUUGAACAGUUGUAGUACUCUAGACUCCCUUGAUUUAGUGAAAAAACUGACCUAUGUGAUCAGGAAAGCAGAUUGUUUACAAAGGAAACGGGGGGAAAAAAAGUUUUAUUUCACAGUCUUGAAGGUAUACUAGUAAUGAAAACCAGUAGCUGUUCUUUGUGUAAUGAAACUCUCCAGUAGGAAGUAUCCGAACACUGCAGGCAAACUGUUUUUCCAUUAUCCAGGCAAACUUGAAGAUUUGUGUAAAUGCACUCUUCAUCUGAAAAAGACUAAAUGAACUUGGAAAAGCAAAAACAGAAACAGUCAUUUUCAGUUUUGUAUCUGGGUUAGUUGAUUGACUAUUAGGUGAUUAUUAUUAUUUGCAAAUUUCCAUAAUACUCUCUCAAGUGAUCGUAGAAGGCUGAAGGUAGUAAAAUAUGAUGGCAAAAAUACAGAAGGAAGUUGAGAACAGCUUUAGCAUCUUGUAAAAUUGUGGGGUUUCAGCUUUGCUCCUACUAGAAGGAUCUGCUGUGAAUACUUCAGCCAUUUGGCUUAGCAAGCGAAGUCUGGGAAUGGUGAGGAACUAUUCUAACAGCAUGAGAUGCUUUCUUGGAUAAGCUUUAACAAAAACUUUAAUCUUAAGCCAAAAUCCUUUACUGCUUAGCACUAAAGGCUUUUUAAUAAUAGGGCAUGUGCUCACAGUUUUCCUGUCACUGUGUUGCAUGCUUCAACUAACAGUUUGCCAUACCUCGUACUCUUCUAGAAGCAGAUAACAGUACUGAAGGGGGAAAAUUAUGUUUAUAAGCUUUGUCUUGAAAUACUAUAAGGAUCAGUAGCCAAGAGUUUGAAAACACGGAAUCUGUAGUGCUAUAUAAAGGUCUAUUUAUCUUUUGGCCCAGCCUCUGCAGCAAUGGAUGGGAAUAGUGGGGAAGGCAGUAGGAUCUGGAUGGAGCCCUCACAGAGAAUAUUUUCAUUAAUGGGUGACCUGAAUUGCAGUCACAGGGUAAGAGUGGUUAAGGUCAUUUUGUGCUGUUCACUGAAAGCUGAUUCUGGGGUCUUCGUAGGCUGCCGUGCAUUUUAAAUGCUGGGCAGACAGCCUAGCCGAUUCCGCUGCUCCUGCUGUCCUAAAGAAGUGAGAUCCACUGUAAUCCAGCAUAGAAUAAGUCAUUGCUCGUGACAUGUUCAUCAAUGCCUGGUUCCUAACUGUAAGCUGUCUAAAAUUAGGGAACAUCUAAAUUCUGAAAGUUGCUUACUGCCCCUUUGUGUUUUCUUAUGUUUCUCAACUUCUGCCUUGAAGUAAACUCUUCAAUUUUAUCACAGUGAAGAAAAAUGGACUAAAGGGAGAGCUUUUUGAGACAGCAACUUUUCCAACGGCCCCUUUGUCCUGUGUUCUUUCCUUCCUUGUGCCCCAGCGCAGCAAUGGCUGUGGUGUGGGGAAGGGGAUCACAAUAUUGGGUCACAGGAAGAGUAAAAGGUAGUGUUUUGAAGGCUGAUCUGUGGAAACCUGGAAACUGUUCUUUAGCUCCCUGCAAGCUCCUUUGAUGUUUUCCCAGUUCUCUGUGCUCAGGAGGACGAGGAGUCAGCAUUGCCGCUGAAUGUGCUACGUAACUCCCACAGCUCAGCAUUCCCUUCCAAGCACCCUUCUAUAAAUGCCUUCACAAGGCUUUUUGGUACCAGUUUGUAAUAACAGAGCUGUAGUUGAUUAGAUGAUGGAAGAAGUAGGCCUGGAGACUACUGUUGCCUUGGUUUCUGUAUGAAAGUGUGUGUGUGUAUAUAUAUGUAUAUAUGUUUUUUUUUUAAUUGCAGCUGGAAAUUAAUCCUGGGAAAAGACCAACGUUGUAUUGUAGAAAAUCAGUCAGUAUUAAAAACAAAUUGAUUUGUCAAGCUGAACUUGACAAAUCAAAGGUGAAGUACUGCUCAGCCAUGUCAGGUAGCCGUGGUAACCUUCCACCUGGGCAAACACAUGCAACAACUCACCUUGAGGAGCACAAGAGGCUUAGGAAUUUUAUUUUUUUAAAGAAUAAUAAAUAGUUACAGCACGCACAUAAUUCAGGAAAUCAAUCACGUCAGAAGACUCCAGGCUUUUCAAUAAAACAAAUCACGUAAAAUUGAUGAAAAUGUCUUACAUGGUACUUGUGUCUAUAAAUGGAAGACAAUGAAGGCUCAGCACUUAGAAAAUCUGGUGGCUCUGGUCCAGAAAUCCUGGGGCUGAAAUUAAGCUGCUCAAAAUAUUGAGUCAACGGAGCAGCUAUUAGUGAGGAGAGUUGUUAUUAUGCACACACAUGCAAAAGAAAAAAAAAAAACCAAAACUGAGGGAGAACUAGAUUUUUGAAAGUAAAUUGAGCCGCUUGAUUUGAUAAAUCUCCUUUUAAUGGAUUAGUACUUGGGUUGUUGUUAUAAGGCAAGGUGCUUUAACACCGACUAAAAACAGCCAAUUGUGAAUUUUCGAGGGGAUUUCACUUGGUAGGGGAGGACUGAGCUCUUCAGAUUGAGUGAAAUUGCUCCAUUUGGCUGUGGAAGUAGCUGAGAUCUCACUUGCUGAAUUGCUUGGGCUGUGCUCCAGCUUUGAUGCAAGGAAAUGUUUAUACGUUUCUUUUUGUCUCUUACUUCUCAAUCCUGGACUUGACCUCAAUAGACGUGAGCAGAGCUAAUUAAAAGAAAAAAAAAAGGAACUUAAUAGCCACUUAUUGCAUUAUCAAGAAAAAAAAAAAAGAUGAAGAGUGUGUAUUUGUUACAGUAGAGCACUGUUAUCAAAACCUAAAGAUGACUUUUUGUUGUUCUGGACAAUAGCAGAUCAUGAAGCUAUGGAGAAAUAGCAUCAGAUGCUAGCACUGCAUUCAGUUUCCACAAAUGCAGCAUGGGGAAUCCUGAAGCUAUGAAUCAGGCUAGAGGGUCAGAAGUUUCACGGAGUAGUCUCUCUGAUCUUUAAAUUGAUUUGGGAUUCACUUAAAACAGCAGAAAACUCAUAAGGGUCUGAAGAAAUACUUUGCUUUUACUGGCAGACGUACAACUACCAUAAACUUUACUUUUUGACUGCUCUGACCAGGCUGUAAGAAGUCGAUUUGUCUUUUCUAUCAAGGGACUGAAUAUUUCACAGUAAAAUUAUGUGGUGAGAGAGACAGAGGGUAGGUUUUAUAAUAGAUAUUCAGCAAGAGGAGUUUAAAAUCAUGCAAAUUGGUCAAACAGAGAAACAAAUGCUGGAUGGAGAAAGGCUCCUGCAAGAAUGCAGUCAGACUGAGGGAAGUUAUGCCAGUGAAUGUUGAAUCACUUUUUUUUGAGGGUGAAGUAGUGCUCCUGUUCUAGGUUGGGAAGGGCAGCGCGAUGACUAUUCUGAGUCUAACCAAAUAUCCCUUUGGGCCAUUAUCCUGCCUUAUAUGGCAGUACAAGAAACAGGGCAGAAAGUUCUCUUUCCUCUUGAUGUUUUAACCCAACUUCUCAACAUUCUCUGUUCCGGGGCAUCCUGCAUCAGAUCUCGUUUUGCAACCACUACACUUAACCACACAUGGACCUGUUGUCUCUGUUUGUAACUUCUGCAGAGGAACUGUGGGAAUGAGGUCUUUGAGGUACCCAACUUCCUGAUCUUGACGUUAUUCUUCUUUUUCAUGCAGUGAAUAGGGGCAGAGGAACUAGGGGAAAAAAAGCAUUUCCUGGUACUGGGGGAAACAGAUGCUCAAUUACACUUCUGUUUGUGUAGUGCAGGUAUGAAUCUGGUGAGUAGUUGUCAGUGACGAUUUUCAAAGCCUGAACUUCUUAUUAGGAACAAGAGAGCAAUGUGGUGCUCGCAGAAGUGCGUGCAGGAGGAGUGCAGGGUUUUUGCUGCUGUGGGAGAACGAGCAUUCUUCUGGCAGGCAGUUGUGCUCACCAUCUCCUGUGCUGCCUGGGCUCAGCGGGCUGAGCUGUGCUGUCCUGAGAAAAGACUGGGGAAGUUGUUACAGAGCCUGCUGGAUGCUACCCACGUGACAUUGCCGACUUCUUUAAUUGCAAGUGACUGGCCCUACUGAUACCUUUCUUCACCCGUGGCUUCAAAUCUGUCACGAACACACUUGACAAAAAGACAGACUUCCAGUUUAGAGAUACCUCCAUCUUCCUUCCUGUGAAAAUACUAUGAAUCUGAAGGCAUUCAUUUUCCUUCUCCCAAAUUUUAUUUUUGGGAUGUUUCUUUUUGGAUUUUUCUGUAGAAGACAAAAAGAUCUAAUGGUUGCAGAUUCUUUUCGUGGUCCCACUGAAGAUUGGCUAACAAUUCAAAAUGAUCGCAGAAACACACUGGCUUCCAUCUGCCAGAAGAACAACCUCAUUAAAUUAAAAAGUAAAUUGGAUUCUCAUGUUGCAAGCCAGAUUUUUGUGGAGCACAAACAUAAAUUUACCUACUGCGAGGUGCCCAAGGUAGGCUGCUCUAACUGGAAGAGAACUAUUCUUAUUCUCCAAGAAGGCUUGAAUGUGGAAGCUUCUGAAAUUGAGCAUGACCACAUUCAUCAAACCUCAAUGAUCAAAAGGCUGAGUGCUUACCCUCCUGCCAUACAAGAGGAAUUUCUAAACAAUUACACCAAAGUGAUGUUCACCAGACAUCCAUUGGAACGGCUGGUAUCGGCUUACAGAGACAAGCUUCUGCAUUUUGAGCCAUACUAUAGUACCACUGUUGCUAAUAAGAUUAAGGCAAUGUUCAGGAAAAACAAAAAUUCCUCUGAAAAAGUGAGUUUCCAGGAGUUUGUCAGUUUCAUUACAGUAAACCCACCAAAUACUCUUGACAUUCACUGGAAACCAAUGUUUCUGCUCUGUGAUCCUUGCAACAUUCACUAUGAUAUUCUGGGCAAGUAUGAAACUCUUGGGUUAGAUUCUGCACAAGUUCUGAAGGCAAUUGGUGCACCAGAGAGUCUGCAGUACCCCAGUUUGAAGAGAUAUGGCUCAGAGAAACGAACUAAUGAUGAUAUCACCUUGGAGUACCUCAGACAAUUGAGUUCAGAACAAAUUGAGAAGAUAAAAAAAUUGUAUCAAAUGGAUUUUCUCUUGUUCAACUAUACUUUGAAAUAUGAGAACUAUUUUUCACUGAAACAUUAAUGCAGCUUAAACAGUGAAAAUUUUCAUUCAUACAGAAUGAGCUGAACUUGUCCUCACAGGUGCUUGAUAGGUAGGUAUAUGACUGCUGAUGAGAUUUUAGUGGUGUUUAGAGACAUGGUUUUAUUCAUCAUAAGCACUCUUAUAACAAAUCCAUGCCCUGAUCUGUAGUACCGUGCUUCACCUGUAUGAUUUUUUUUUCUUCCUGAUGAUCAUGUAGAUAUGCUUACUUCACAAAGACUGCUUGUAAAAGAUAGAUUUUUAGUCGGUUGGUAGGAUAAGAGAGAAGGGUGAAGAAUGUUGUUUUUCACAAUUAGUAUUUUACAUAAUUUUUUUACAUUAAAAUAUUUUUUUUAAGAAAAAGACAUAAAGCAAUAGAUAAUAUACUUUAGUGUUAAACCACUCUGUCUAUAAAAGCCUCAAACAUGAAUCGUGUAGAAAAGAAGCAGAUAACUUUAGUUAUUUGUAUCUGUGUUACAGAGAACUUAAUUCUUGAUUAUAUUCCUCUCUGGCAGUGCUCUUAUCGCAACAUGCCAGCCUCUUCCAUCAAGCAGCGUAUUCAGCAGCAGUCCAGCCAGGGCUUCCCUUAUGUGUCUUCAGAGUCUUCCGAUUCUUUUUAUCACCUUUGUGGAUAUGAUGAUCUGAUCUAAGAGGAAAGUCAAAAAAAAAUAUCUUAGAGAAGAAAUUAGAGGUACUUUCUAGACUGUACAAUGGAGGCAGUGCAGGAUUUGAAGUCAUAGUGGAAAUGUGGCUCUGACCUGUUCUUCAAGAGUACUUAGCAACCAACUAAUCAGCCAGUCAACACAGGGGUGACACUGUUCAGGCUUUUCACAUCUGUAUCUGCUGAAGACCAUGAGCCUUGGAGACUUACCCGAGUAUGGUACUUAGGUGAAGGUAAUAUAUUUGCUCUACCUUUUGCUUUCUCACCUUAAGAAAGAUGAAUGCAAAUUAACUGCAGAGUUAUGGUGAGGGAAACAAUGAAGCACAUGUGAGAAUUUAAAACUUAAUCCAUCUCUUCCACUCUUAGGUGGCUUUGGUUUUAGAUCAGGGAGAUUUGUUAAGUACUUUUGCCCUAUUUUUGUGAAACCUAGUCUCACGGAAAAUUAUUUACUAUCAAGCCAAUUGUAACUAUUUUCAGAAACUUUCCAUUAAUGCCACCUUUAGGGGACAUUGAUUUCAGGAGCAAACUUAAAAUCUCUUAAAUCCCACUGUCAAAUGCAGUUAUUUCCUACCAGCUGCAUCUGCAAAUAAACAAAGACUGGCCAGGCUAGUCCUCGUUCCAGUGAUGACUCACAGCUUAUUACACAGAAAAAGACAAGAUAAUUUAAUUGCACUAGCCUACCAGCUGUAUAGCCAUUCCUGCCAGCAGAAUGGCCCAGAGGUAGUGAAAAGGAGCUUGGAAAAAGUGGAUGAUGUGAUGAGAUUUGAGUCAUGAGAAUUGUGGAGAGGGCUCCUUGUGUAGUCAGUGGGAUUCAGGACUGGUCUACUCCAAAGAGAAGUUCAGCUGAUGACCAAUAUAUCACUUGGAGACAGUAAGACCAUGGAAAGAGGUAGAGGCAGAAGAAGGUGUGUGCAGCCCUUCUUGAUGGCUGAUUGUACAUGAAACCAGGAUUGCCAUUCAAUAUGUCUGGCAGUUCUUGAAUGGAUGACUAUUUCAUAAAUUGGACAGCUUUGGCAAAGAAAGGAUCCAAAGCAAGAAGCCUAAGCAAACUCAGAAAACAACUUUAAAAAAUAAAAUUCUUUUGAUUCUCUUCAGAGUGAUUCAUGGCUCUGGAUCACCACAUUUGGUAUCCUUACAGUCCUGCCAUCUCCCAACAUUCACGCCUCUCUGGAAAGCCUGUACUUGGCAUGUUUGGGUGCUUUUUUUGUUUUUUUUUUUAAUUUAUUAUAAUUAUUAUUUUAUUUGUGCUGAGGCAGAGGAAGCUGAGGAAAAGACUCUCACUGAAGUUAAGUCUGUGCAAAAGGAUGUGGCCUUUGUCCUUCCUGAAUCAGAUUUAGUGCCAUCUCCAGCUAUAUACUACUCCUAUCUUUUGCCUGAUCGUGAAGAGGAAAAAGACGGAAAAUAGGAUUUGCUUGAUAACUUUCUUCUGCAUAAUAGUUCCUUCCAGAGCUGUAAGCUUCAGCACAGGUAUUUCAAUUUUCUGCCACCACCAGCCAGCCUAGGAAAUGUCUGAAGAAAUGAUACUGAUGAAGGUGUCUGCUUGUCAGUACUUUAGUGUUAAUGCUCCCCACCAGUUUCUUACUGUUAUGCAUGGGUGGCUUUCUAUUCUUAUUUCCUUUUUCGCAUAGGAUCACGUAUAUAUUCUUCCUACAGUGGUGACAGAAAAUGGAUGAGUAAUUCAUUUGUCACGAAAUACUAGCCAGUAACUGGGGGCCAUUGAUGCAGAAAAACCUCUGUCGCUAUUCACGACAGACUUUCAGAUUUAGCGUUUAGCUAUAUACAAACUGUAUGCAGUAAAUUUCCAGGAACUACUGGCUGCUGUAAUUAUUUCUAGCUGGUGUGAAUCUCAACAACAACUGUGGAGGAUGUAAGCAUUCACAUACAACUUCAGAUGUUCUAGGAGGAAGCAAUGUACAAGAACAGUUGUGUAUUAUCAACACUAACAAAAGGAGGAUGAUAGUUGAACUCACUACAUUUCUAUCUCUCAGCCUGCGAAUAAUCCACAACAUCUUCUCCCUCCCAAGAGCUGCUGUUCAGUGAGUGCACAAGAGCUCUGCAAUACUUCAGAGUUACUGAAAACAAUGAUGACUUGUUUUAUGCUGUCAGUGGAGACUGUGCCACUUGGUUUAUUCCCCAGGUGACCCAUAGAGCUCAUUUCACUAAAUAGCCUUUUAAGUUCUCCAAUUAAAGGACUUACUGUUAUUUCAUUCUUGGUACUGCAGUAUAAUAUAAGUUGAUGGAGGCUCUGGACCUAAUCCUAAUUAGCCUGCAAGAACUUCAAGACACCUGUGCACUUAAUGGUGAAAAGGAGAAGACAAUUACCUCUUGAUGACUGGGUAGAGAAAUUUCUUGCACUCUCCUCCCUACAAGUGUACUAUCCAGAAUAGAGGCUCCAAGCUGAACUGGCUCCCACCUGCCUUUGCAGAAGAAGAAUGUCUGGGGAACUUCUUUCAUUUCAGCUUUAACUCUGGGUGUUGUUUUCCUGGGAGGGGCUCAGGUCUCAGAGUAGAUUAGGAGGAGUAGAGGGUUGCUAUAAUUCAUCUUCUGAUUUAUCAUUAUAUCUGUCCAUGAUGUUACUGUUGUUAUGCUUUAUAUCGAAUUACUGUAAUAAAUGGUAGUGAGUUAAUGCAUUAAUCUAUUUGUUCAUCCUUCUCAAUAACAUCUGUUUUUAAAGAAAAAUCACAAUGCUCAGGGCUGUUCCAUGAAAUCAACAUAGCCACAAGCUAUUAGACAACAAUAAACAAAAAGCCAUUCGACUGCUUCAGUACAUUAAUAUAAAGUUGUCUCAUGGGAUUUUGAGAAGAGUUGGAAGAAUUAGGAAGUAUUAAUGGACAUUCAAGUUUGGAUAAAAUAUGAAGCUAAGGUGGGAAAGGAAGAGAAGCCAGAAAUCUUGCAAAGUCAAACGCUGCUUCCCUCCAAGUCUUUGUGAAGGUAUAAGAGAUCCUGUGGUUGACUGGUGUACAUCAACAACAGAGACCAUGUCACCAGUUACUUCCUUAAACAGAUGUUUCCUCCAAUUAAAAAAAAAAAAAAAGUAAUAUCAGCAAUUCUGUCCUUAAAUAGUCUUAAUUUUUCAUACAGUUUUGAAUGCAUCUUAAAAUAACAGGCAACCAAUGAUUAGUGGUUUCUUGUUCAGAGAACUUUCCAAAGCAGUGCUGCUGCCAACAGAAUAAAAGAUAUCUACAGGUGAACAGCGUGAGCAAUUAACUUCAAGUUCUUGCUGCUACACUGAAUGUCCUCUGACCAAGAGGAAAAACAAGAAAUUUUACCAGUGCAAGUCAUUGUUUGGGUGACGCAGCUCACAGCUAGGAGGUGACUGCUUCCAACUUUAGAACGCUAAUAUGUCAAAAGGUAUAAUCUCUACAGUCUCCAGUUUUCUUGUCUUGUCCCUAUCACAACACUUCUUAUCUCCCUUCCAGAAUUAUAUCUGUCAGAUCAUACUGUAUGAUUAAAAAAAAAAAGUUAAUGUUAUAUAGCUUACAUAAAUUAAUGUAAGGCAAACUAAAUCAAAAUAGAUAGCUAAUUUGUCUGAUAGAAAUGCCUGAAAUUGAAGGAGGCCCUCUUGGAAGUUCUGGAUGUUGAAUACACACAGGUGUACAGUUACAGUGCUGCUCCUAAGAAUUAUUUUUACAGGAAAAGCACAACUGAUCAUAAAUCUCAGAAUACUGAUUAAAACUACAGUGAGUCAGCAGAUCCAAAAUGAGCAAUACAUCACUGGAUUAGGUCAUUGAAAAGAAACUAGCUUGUCACAAUUUCAGCGCUACCUAUGUGUCUACAACUUUUGUUCACAACGACUAGCAUACUUCUUUGUGUUGUAUUACACCUGACAGAACCUUCUUCAGCUUCCCCUGGAGACAUACUCAUGCUUAGUGUGAUGAAAGGGCUUUUUCAAAAAGUCUGACUGUUCUCCUCCAAGGAGAUAUUAACAAGCUUAGAUGUGGUUUUCAGCAUCCCACCAAAGGUACAACAGUUCAGACAUUGCUGGAGUUCAGAGAAGAACUUAGCACAAGUACCUGAAGCCAGGUAAGCAUGUUUCAGUUUGUAACUGUGAUUUAGCAGACGUAUGGGGAAAGCUUUUGUACGCAUAAACGGUUGACUAAUAUCCCACCUCACUGAUUGUGUUGUCCCCCCCUACUUUUUCCCAGACUCCUCCACAUUCACCUGAUUUGCAUGUAGACUCCUACUGAGUUCCCACAGCUGGGGGCCAGCAAACAGGUGCUACAGAUGCUGGCUUACUCAGGCACAACUUGCCAGGUGCAAGUUGUUGGAUGUAUGGCAACGGUUCUCUUUGUGUGAGGGCACCUGUUCCACAAGUGAAAGAUUCAUAUAAGGUGAGUUGUGAUUAUUAAAUGAAGUUUUGAAAGCAUAUUAUUUUCCCCCUGGAAAUAGGCUCACUUUCCACUCAGGUUUAUCAGGCAAGGGAGAAAGAUAAUUUGGGGCUCAUCAACACUAUCAAGUCUCAGAGCCUCUGUUAAUUAUAAAACAGGAGAUCCAGGAAACCCUGCUACAUUAGGAUUGUCUUCCUCUGUUUACUUCCAGAGAUCUGUGAGGACUUGUCACCAGUUGUCCCUACAUGAUAAGGGACCCCCUUGGAGAGCCGCCGCUAGCUUUUGAUAAGCAUAGAAAAGUAAAAUAACAAAGCUGGGAGGAAAUCCACUUGACACCUGGCCAUUAAAAACAUUGAUUCUGGGUCCAUCCUAUUCCAGAAAGACAGCAGUAUGUAAGAAGAAGGGAAAAAAUCUUUUUUUCUUUUUUUUUUUCCUUCAUUAAUUCAUUAGAUUCCUAUCUGAAAUGCUGAGAUUAACAUUUUUGCUUUUUUUGUUUGUUUAGAAUUUUUUGCCUUGCUGCAUAGCAAGUACUACUACAGGUAGAGCCCUUUAGGUUUUCUGUUUUUAAACAAAGGGUCAUAACAAUGCUUUUAUUUGUAGUAGGGUUCUUGACGUGCCAAGCCAGACACCCAUUUAGGUGUAUAGCCGAUCAGAAUUCAGAUUUACUCUGUGAGUUCCUGCUGCUCUUGUUUACACAGUAUGUGAUGCUCAGGAAUUACCCUGUUUCGCUGCCGGCAGCUGACUGUGUGCUACAAGUUAGGCAUUUAUUGCAGUCUGUGCCAAAGGUUUUCAUUCCUCUCAGCUUUUUCAUUUUUACUUGUAUUCAAAACAGAUUUUGCCUCCAUGUUCUCCAAACUGCAGGUUUAGGAGUUUAUGAGAAUGUUUUGUCUUUCUAACGCUGUACAAAUAUAACUAAAUAACAGCUCUGAAAUAGCUAUUUAAGCUACUUAUUUUGUAUGUAGGUUGUUCUAUACAUUCUUUAUAUGAAGUCUCGCAGUCUUAGAAAAUCACAUACAUUGCAGUUCCAGGUUGCUUUUCUGGACACCAGGUAUGCUACACUUUACCUUUCUUAAGAAGACUUUUGUUGGAAUUUCUGCAGGUGGUGGAAUCAGCCUUCAGUGCUUUUCCACUGUAUGUGUAAUUGUUAAUUCCCUUGAAUCCCUUGUAAUUUUUGUUGUUGUUGUUAAAUGUGUAAUGGUUAAUUCCCUUGAAUCUUUCUGCAAAGUAACCUCGUAGAAGUUGUAGAAAGUGAGCCUGAAAUCGAUCCCAGGAGUCCAUCUGUGCCUUAAUAUGUUAGCUCUCCUUUGCUGGCUCAUGGCACCAAUGUUCCCGGCUAAGUUCCUGAUUUUAUCUCCCGGCUCUGCCACCUGUUGCUGCCUGCAGCUGACUGACAAAGCUGUUUUUCAGCAGCUCAGCAAGCCCCUUUUCUCAGGCUUAGCACCCUGGCUAUGUGUCACAGAUAUAUAUAUAUAUAUUUCAUUUUCCCUGCUCCAAUUGAAUUAUUUGCAGUUCAAGGCAGUCAUCAUCUCUCCUGAAGCAAGGUGCCCUAAGCUGUGUCCAGUCCUGUGAAUUUAGGAGUGUUGCAUGGAUUGAAAGAGUGAACUCAGGUUUGUCCCAUAUUAUAUUCCUAUUUGUAUUGUGAAUUUCUUUUAAUUGUUAUACCUUACAUGUUAAUAAGACCGAACCAUGGUCCUACAUCCAAAGGUCACAGGACAUGAGACCUGGAUUCUAAUCCAGACUUGAACCUGGAGCUGUUCAAACUUCAGCUGCAUAUGGCUAGGCUUUUGGAGACGUAUAUAUUCGUUUUGGCACAGCCUUGGAAAUUUAACAGAUCUAAAUGCCCUUAGGUCUUUGAAGCUGGUAACCGAUUAUUAUGGGGCCAUCUGGUGGUGAAGCGUGUGCCUGUCAAGAGUGAAAUACUCGGAAAAAAGAGCCCAGCAUUUUCAGUUCUGAAGGUGCUUUUGUCCUUGUGAGGCAAAUUCUCAAGCCUAUUGGACACCUGCCCCACACGUGCUGGGAAAACACUGUGCUGCCAACCAUUCUCCCUGCAAGUUUCUGAAAAAGGCAUGGCAUACAAUUAAAACCAUGGUUAACUUACCAGUGAUUAGCCCCUUCAAGAAACGCUACUCAUGGGUGCAGCUGGCUGGACAUACAGAAAGCAGAUGGAACAUGCAACACAAACUUCAAAACUACGAAGACACAGGAGCAAGUUCUCCAGGUUUUUGUGGAAUUCAUUGAGGGCAACACAACUAUUCUG
Messenger RNA from Gallus gallus (chicken), 19329 nucleotides. RefSeq names its product RTF1 homolog, Paf1/RNA polymerase II complex component (gene RTF1). Gene Ontology annotation, cellular component: Cdc73/Paf1 complex. The transcript is spliced from 25 exons. NCBI's taxonomy places the organism in Eukaryota, Metazoa, Chordata, Aves, Galliformes, Phasianidae. The coding region runs from base 8 to 2131 and encodes 707 amino acids. Gene Ontology annotation, molecular function: DNA binding; RNA polymerase II C-terminal domain phosphoserine binding. The record is from RefSeq and is a predicted model, not a curated record.